Cannabis sativa is the source of this 4203-nucleotide messenger RNA. RefSeq lists its product as uncharacterized. Bases 237 to 1826 code for a protein of 529 amino acids. The record is from RefSeq and is a predicted model, not a curated record. Lineage: Eukaryota; Viridiplantae; Streptophyta; Magnoliopsida; Rosales; Cannabaceae. The transcript has a single exon.
UAUUACAUAUUUUUCAUCUUACUUUAAUUUAUAAUAAUUAUUCUUUUUGGAUAGGAUCUCUUCCAAGAAAAGAAAAUUUCAAAGAAAAUAUUCAUAUUGAAGUACCUGUUUUAGCUUGCAAUUUUUUAGGUUAUAUCUUUCUUUCAUUCUUUUUUUCUUUAUUAUUAUUAUUAUUAUUAUUAUUAUUAUUAUUAUUAUUAUUAUUUUGUUUAGUGUUCCUAAAUUAAAAAGGAAGCAUGUCUAGUAAGAAAUAUUUAUCAGGUUAUGAAAAACUUAAGAAAAAAAGAAAAAUAGAAAAUUUGAUAAAAACUCAACAAGGAGCUUUAGAUAAAUUUGUUACCACUAGCAAAAGAGAUGAAAAUAACACAAAUAAAGAAAUUAAUGACCAAUUAAAUUUAAAUAAUUUAGGUGAUUAUGAAAUUAUGGUAGAAAAAGGUUUAGAAAAUUGCCAUCAUAAAAUAUGUGAUAAUAUGAUAGUUGAUGAAGAAUGUCAAGAAAAUAAGGAGGAUGAUAUGGAAACUAGAAAUUGUAACAACAAUUUAGAUUAUCUUGAUGAUCCGGGAAGAUGGAAAAAUCUUGAUAAUAAACUAAUAGACUUAUUAGUAGAAAAAGGUCCAAUUAGAUUGAGUGAUAUAGAGUUUCCAAAAGAUGAUGGUAGACGUUUUUCUACUUAUCACUAUACUAGAAAUUUAUCAAAUGGAGAACAACAUGAUAGAAAGUGGUUAGUGUAUUCAAAGUGUUUGAAUAAAGUAUAUUGUUUUUGUUGUAAAUUAUUUAGUGUUAAUUCUAGUACGAUGAACCAAUUGAGCAACGAAGGAACUAAAGAUUGGAAACAUCUUGGUGAUAGGUUAAAAAGUCAUGAAACAAGUAACGAACAUAUAAUCAACAUGAGUACUUGGUUUGAUUUAGAAUCGAGAUUAUUAAUGAAUAAAACAAUUGAUAAACAUGCUCAAGAAAGAAUUAAUAAAGAGAAAGAACAUUGGAGAAAUGUUUUAAAAAGGAUAAUUUCUCUUAUAAAAUGUUUAGCUAAAAAUAAUUUGGCAUUUCGUGGGAGUCAUGAAAAGAUCUAUCAAGAAAAUAAUGGAAACUUUUUAAGUUUUAUUGAGAUGAUCACUGAAUUUGAUCCAAUAAUGAAAGAGCAUAUUCGUCGUAUUCAAAAUGGUAAAAUUCAUAAACAUUAUUUAGGACAUAAUAUUCAAAAUGAGUUAAUACAAGUGUUGGCUCACAAGAUAAAAAGUUUAAUUUUAACAAAUAUUAAAGAAGCAAAAUACUAUGCAAUUAUAUUAGAUUGUACUCCAGAUUUAAGCCACCAAGAGCAAAUGUCCAUGAUCUUAAGGUGUGUAAAUAUUUCUUCUUGUCCUAUUGAAAUUGAAGAAUACUUUUUAGGAUUUUUAAAUGUGGUAGAUACUUCAGGAAAAGGUCUCUUUGAUGAACUCAUAAGAGAAAUUAAGAAGUUAGAACUUGAUAUAAAUGAUGUAAGAGGACAAAGUUAUGAUAAUGGAUCUAACAUGAAAGGGAAACACCAAGGUGUGCAAAAAAGGUUAUUAGAUAUAAAUCCUAGGGCACUUUUUACACCAUGUGCAUGUCAUAGUCUUAAUUUAGUAAUUUGUGAUGCUGCCACUUCUUGUGUUAGAGCCAUAUCAUUUUUUGGGGUUCUACAACGAAUAUAUUCAUUAUUUUCUUCAUCACCAAAGCGAUGGAUAAUUUUAAAAAAUAAUAUAUCUAACUUAACAGUGAAAUCAUUAUCACAAACUCGUUGGGAAAGUCAUAUUGAAAGUGUAAAAGCUAUAUACAUCAAACUCCAAAUAUUAGAGAUGCUUUGUUAGAACUAGCAGACACAAGUGAAGAUCCUAAAAUAAAGAGUGAAGCUAACAGUCUAGUAACUUAUGAACUAGAAGAUUUUGAAUUUUUAUUAGGUAUGACUAUUUGGUAUGAUAUCUUGUUUGCAGUAAACUCUCUUAGUAAGAACUUUCAAAGUGAAGAAUCAACAAUUAAUGUUGCCAUAGAUCUUCUUAAGGGUCUUAUUUCUCUUUUUAAAAAAUAUAGGGAAAAUGGAUUUAUAUCUGCCAUGACUUCAGCUAGAAAACUUGCAAAUGAAUUGAAAAUAGAACCAACAUUUCGUGAAAAACGUGUGAUUCGUAGAAAGAAACAAUUUGAUGAAGAUGUUAGUGAUGAUAAAAUAAAAUCUCUUGAAGAAUUAUUUAGGAUUGAGUAUUUUAUUUAUUUGGUUGAUCAAAUAAUUUCUUCACUUAAAAUAAGAUUUGAGCAAUUUGAAGUUUUAGAAAACAUUUUUGGAUUCUUAUUUGAUUUUAUUAGAUUAAAGUCAAUGGAUGAAGAUACUAUUAAACAAUGUUGUUUGAAUCUUGAAAAUUUUCUAAGUUAUAAUGGGAAUUCUGAUAUAGAUAGAAUAGAUUUAUUUUCAGAAUUAAAAGUUUUAAGAGAAAUUUAUCAAAAAGAUCAAUGUAGUCCAUUAGAAGUACUUAAUUAUAUAAAAAAAAAUUGAUUUAUUUCCAAAUGCUUAUAUUUCUUAUAGAAUAUUGUUAAUAAUUCCAGUUUCAGUUGCAUCUGCAGAAAGAAAUUUUUCAAAAUUAAAAUUAAUAAAAACUUAUUUAAGAUCUUCGAUGUCCCAAGAAAGAUUAAAUGGAUUAGGAAUGUUGUCUAUUGAAAAAAAAAAUUAUUAGAUAAACUUGACUAUAACGAUUUAAUAAAUAAUUUCGCAUCUCAAAAAGCUAGAAAAAUAAAUUUUUUAUAAGUUUAUUAUUUUUUUGAUUUGUAAAAUUUAUUAUUUUACUAUUUAAUUUGAGAUUUUUUUUAGUAAAUAAUUAUUGUAAAAAAAGGCCUUUAUUUUGAAGCUCGCCCAAGGCCUCUAAACGGCUAGAGACGGCCCUGCAUAGAACAAUGUAUUAUUCAUAAUUUUAGAUGUGUAGUGUUUGUAUGCUUUAAUUCGAAUUUGUAACACAGUAGAAUUUUUGUGUUUUGAACUUAUCCAUGACUUGUAUAGUAUGACCAUAGAAUCAGUAUAUCAAUAUAAAGGAAAGUACCAAAUAGUUUAGGUGGCAUCAUUUACAUUUUUUAUUCUAUUUUUUCUAUUUUUUAUGAGCUUAACACAUUUUUCCAAUAAAAUCAAAUAAAAGCAUAUCAAUGCAUUAAAUAUGUAAUAGUAAAAAAUUAUUUAUUUAUAUGCACAUUAAUUUAUAGCAUUUUAAAACUAUUGGCAUUCCUUAUAAAAAAAAUAAAUAUAUUUAAUUUUUAUUUAUUAAACACAAAAAAUAUCAUAUAUUCAUAAUAAAAUAGUGAUAAUACCUUAAAAAAAAAAGAAAUCACCAUAUAGUUUCUGUGGCAUCCUCAAAAAAAUAUUAAUAAUAUUUCAUAACAAUUUUAUAAAUUUAUAAUUACUCUUAAGAGCAAUGAAAUUGUAUAUCUAUUUUUUUCGUUCUUUAAAAUAAAUAAACAAAACCUCUUCAAUCUAUUUACAUAUAUUAUAUAUAUAAUCUAUAUAAUUGUAUUGUUGGGGUAUGUGAUAUGGCAUUCUAUCAUUUUUAGUAUUGUCAUUAUUUUAUUUUAUGGUUUUUCUAAGAUUUAUCUAUUUUUAUUUAUGAGUAUCUAUUAAAUCUUAUAACUUCUAUUCCAUUAUUAUUAUUAUGUGGAUAUUCAUUCUCAUAACUCCUAUUCUAUUAUUAUUAUUAUUAUUAUUUUAUAAAUUAUUAUUGUUGUUGUUAUUUAUCUAUUUAUAUUUAUGUUUUUCUCUUAUUCCCUUAUUUUUCUCCUUUAAUAAAUAAUUACUAAUAAUUACUAUAUCAUAUAAUUAAUUAGUAGUAUCCAUAUAAUCAUCCUAAUUAAAUUUUAUUUCUCAUUCUUUGAUUUUUUUUAAUUUUUUCACAUUUUUGUUUAUUUUUUUUUUUUAUAGUUUAAUCAUAUUUUUAUCAUUAUAUAUUUUUUUGCUAUUCUUUGUUUUAUUAAUUUUUGUUAUUUAUUUAAUUUGUUUAAUUACUUUUUCUAUUUGAUAAUCUAUGUACAUACAUUAAUAUUUUCAGUUUUAAUCUAAGAGAUUAAUGUACAUUUAAUUAUACUGUAUAACUAAAGAAAAAGUCUAAACAUGAUAAUGUGUCUUCAUUCAUUUUUCCAGUUUCAAUUUUAUUGUCUUUCAAUACAAAUUUGCCAAUUAUCUAUUUUAUUAUUAAAGAGUAAUUUAUAAACACUAUU